Molecule: messenger RNA, 546 nt
Organism: Ostertagia ostertagi
Lineage: Eukaryota; Metazoa; Nematoda; Chromadorea; Rhabditida; Trichostrongylidae
Source: the annotation of a GenBank genome assembly
AUGACCGCUCCUACUGAACGAAUAGAGCGAAACUUUCGGCGACGCUUGUCGUUUAUUCAAGAAAACCGACGAGAAAAACGAGAAGCCCUCGGCUUGCUUGAUGAACUCGAUGUUGAUAUCGCCGACGAGAAGCCAAAAACGCGCUCUUCUCGAUACAAAUCCGCCAGUGUUUGUCUGCCGAUGAUCUCAACAAUGCCAGAACGUUCCAGUACCGUAUCCGAUUUUCCCCGUCCCACUGUUCACAGAUGUGGAGGCACUUCUCGUUUCAUCGUCGAGCGAAACUGUCAACCGGAAUCGCUUGACGCUUUUGAGCUGCAAAGCAUAAGAUUACGGGGUCUGUCGACGUCUGAAGUCUUUCACGAACCUCCCGCAAUGUACGUGUACCGGGAGCGACCUGCUCCAAUAAUAUACCGUGCUCGCAAGACAUCCGAUCUACAAUCCUGUACAGCAUUCAUAAAGAAACGCAAGCACACGUUGUGUGCAUGGACGUUCGGAAUCGUGGCCAUUGCUCUGAAUGACAACCAUUAUAGCGUUGCAGUUCAAGGG